AUGUUUACUGUGACAAGCAAAAUGGCCACGACAAUAGUACCAGAAAACAUGGCAGUCGUUAGCAACAUGUCGUCAGAUUUUCUGUCAUCGGAUUUCACGACAUCUGAUACACUUGACGCAACUAGUGUCAGUGUCAAUUCGAUCAUGACGACUACAGCAAUGAUGGAGACCACGACACAAGGUGACGGUCGCAACUUUCGCUUUGAAGACCCCGUACAGCGGAUCAUCAUCGGCUGCGUCUACUGCCUCGUGGCAGUCGUUGGCUUCGCUGGGAACUUCAUGGUCAUCCUGGCUGUCAUUCUGUCAAGGAAACUCCAAACCCGCACCAAUGCUUUUGUCGUCAACUUGGCCGUGGCUGACUUGGUGACAUGCAGUACUAUUCUGUUCACAGCGUUGGCGCUGUUUAGCAUGAAUGGCUGGCCCUUACCGGGGUUACCGCUGAUCGUGUGCUCAGUGGCGGCUGGUCUGUUCUAUACCAGCCUGGGCUGCAGCAUCAUAAACCUUGCUCUGAUAGCCAUCAAUCGGUUCGUCCUCAUCACAAAAUCUUCGAGGACUUACAGAUCUGUCUACACUCCGAAGAAGAUUGCGGCCAUGCUAGUCUUCACGUGGGGGUACCCGGCUCUGGUGUGUUGUUUUCCCCUGUUUGGUAUCGGCAAGUGGGGCUACUCCGAGAAGUACAAGGCUUGCGGCCAAGACAAUUCCCAUGAGACUAGCGAUCUCUUCAGUUUGCUCGGCUCUCUCCUCGUGUAUCCUAUCCCGUUGAUCAUCCUCUUCGUGUGCUACUUCAAGAUCUAUCGCCACAUCACCGGCCACAUGAAGAAGUUGUCGGGUAAGGGUGUGGAGCUAGCCGAUACAUCAAACCUCUCCAGUGCCAGCACCAAGCGACUCCCCAGGAACCAACCGGCCAGCUUCAGUAAGCGACAGGUGGAAAUCACUAAGAACCUGUUCUACGUGGUCUGUGCCUUCGUUGCUUGCCUGGCUCCCUUCGCCAUCUCCCUGAUGAUACCACCCAGCGACCCGGCCAUUCCUUGGACUGGGAUGAUCACCAUCUUCAACAGCGCUAUCAACCCGAUCAUCUACGGGGCCAAACACCCACACUUCAAGGAGGUGUUCCGUCACAUGUUGCGGUACCGGUACCACAUGAUCCCUGAACGUUCUGGAUGCCUCCGUAAGAUCAGAUCUAGAUAA
Patiria miniata (bat star) is the source of this 1188-nucleotide messenger RNA. RefSeq names its product alpha-1D adrenergic receptor-like. Gene Ontology annotation, molecular function: G protein-coupled receptor activity. NCBI's taxonomy places the organism in Eukaryota, Metazoa, Echinodermata, Asteroidea, Valvatida, Asterinidae. The record is from RefSeq and is a predicted model, not a curated record. The transcript has a single exon. Gene Ontology annotation, cellular component: membrane. Gene Ontology annotation, biological process: G protein-coupled receptor signaling pathway. Bases 1 to 1188 code for a protein of 395 amino acids.